Gracilinanus agilis (Agile Gracile Mouse Opossum) is the source of this 6230-nucleotide messenger RNA. RefSeq names its product aggrecan (gene ACAN). The transcript is spliced from 18 exons. The record is from RefSeq and is a predicted model, not a curated record. Gene Ontology annotation, molecular function: calcium ion binding; hyaluronic acid binding. NCBI's taxonomy places the organism in Eukaryota, Metazoa, Chordata, Mammalia, Didelphimorphia, Didelphidae. Gene Ontology annotation, biological process: cell adhesion. The coding region runs from base 1 to 5988 and encodes 1995 amino acids.
AUGACCACUUUACUCUUAGUGUUGAUGAGUUUGCGAGUCAUCGCUGCAGCCAUCUCUGUGGAAGUUUCAGACCAUGCUAACUUACUGAGUGUAAGCAUCCCAGAGCCUUCUCCCCUUCGUGUCCUUCUUGGAAAUUCUCUCACCAUUCCCUGCUAUUUCAUUGACCCUGUACACCCUGUGACCACGGCCCCUUCCACACCCCCACUCUCACCCCGGAUCAAGUGGAGCCGCCUCUCAGAAGAGAAGGAGGUGGUCCUUUUGGUAGCCACUGAGGGGCGUGUACGAAUCAACAGUGCCUACCAGGACAAGAUCUCACUGCCCAACUACCCUGCCAUCCCCAGUGAUGCUACCCUGGAGAUCAACAACCUUCGCUCCAAUGACUCAGGCAUCUACCGCUGUGAGGUGAUGCAUGGUAUCGAGGACAGCCACGCUACUCUGGAGGUCAUUGUCAAAGGCAUCGUGUUCCAUUACAGGGCUAUCUCUACGCGUUACACCCUGGAUUUUGAGAAGGCACAGCAGGCCUGCAUACAAAAUAGUGCUGUCAUUGCCACUCCUGAGCAGCUACAGGCUGCCUACGACGAUGGUUACCACCAGUGUGAUGCUGGCUGGCUAGCUGACCAAACUGUCAGGUACCCUAUUCAUAGCCCCCGUGAGGGCUGCUAUGGAGACAAGGAUGAAUUCCCUGGAGUAAGAACCUAUGGCAUCCGAGACACCAAUGAGACCUAUGACGUAUACUGCUUUGCAGAGGAGAUGGGAGGGGAAGUCUUUUAUUCUACAUCCCCGGAGAAAUUCACCUUCCAGGAAGCAGCAAAUGAGUGCCGGCGCCUGGGAGCCCGGCUGGCAACCACAGGGCAGCUGUACCUAGCCUGGCAAAGUGGAAUGGACAUGUGCAGUGCUGGCUGGCUGGCUGACCGCAGUGUCCGAUACCCCAUCUCCAAGGCACGUCCUAACUGUGGGGGCAACCUCCUAGGGGUAAGGACUGUGUAUCUACAUGCCAAUCAAACUGGCUAUCCGGAUCCCUUAUCCCGCUACGAUGCCAUCUGCUACACAGGUGUUGUGUUCCACUAUCGUCCAGGUUCUACCAGAUAUUCUCUCACCUAUGAAGAAGCUCAACAGGCCUGUAGAUCUACAGGAGCUGUCAUUGCUACACCAGAACAGCUACAGGCAGCCUAUGAGGCUGGCUAUGAACAAUGUGAUGCUGGCUGGUUGCGGGACCAGACAGUCAGAUACCCUAUUGUGAGUCCCCGCACCCAGUGUGUAGGAAAUAAGGACAGCAGCCCUGGAGUCAGGUCCUAUGGCCUACGCCCAGCAUCUGAGACCUAUGAUGUAUACUGCUAUGUAGAUUGGCUACUGGGCGAGGUGUUCUUUGCCACUCGACUGGAGCUGUUCACCUUCCAAGAAGCCCUAGCAUACUGCGAAGAUCACAAUGCCACCCUGGCUUCUACAGGGCAGCUCUAUGCUGCCUGGCGCAGGGGCCUAGACAAAUGCCAUGCUGGCUGGCUGGCAGAUGGCAGUGUCCGUUAUCCUAUCAUCACUCCCCGCUCCUCAUGUGGUGGGGACAAGCCAGGUGUUAGGACUGUUUACCUGUAUUCCAACCAGACUGGCUUUCCUGAUCCCCUGUCCCGGCACCAUGCUUUCUGUUUCCAAGCUGGGCCUUCUCUGGUGGAAGGUGAAGAAGUCACGCAGACCUCCAUUAUUGAUGAAGAGCUGAUUCCAACUCAGGUGGCUCCAAAAGAAGGGGAAGUCCUGUCCAGGGAAGAAUUUGAUUUUACCACUGUACCUGAGAAUCAGACAGAGUGGGAAACUGAUUUUUUUCCAACAAAUACUUCACUACUCUCAGUGAGUCCUUCAUCUUGGCCUCCCACUACUGCCCUUCCAGAAGAAAGUAUACCUUCAGCCUCUGGUGAGCCCUAUGAAUCUAGUAUGGGCCCAAGCAGUGGCAGUGAGGAACCAUCAUCCUCUGGAGAGCCAUCUAGUGUUCCAGAUGUGAGUGGAAGUGGGGAGCCAUCAACUUUUGGAGAGCCAUCUGGUAUUCCAGAUAUGAGUGGAAGUGGGGAGCCAUCAGCCUCUGGAGAGCCAUCUGGUAUUCUAGAUAUGAGUGGUAGUGGAGAGCCAUCAGCCUCUGGAGAGCCAUCUGGUGUUCCAGAUGUGAGUGGCAGUGGGGAGCCAUCAACCUUUGGAGAGCCAUCUGGUGUUCCAGAUGUGAGUGGCAGUGGUGAGCCAUCAGCCUCUGGAGAGCCAUCUGGUGUUCCAGAUCUGGGAGUUCCACAUGUGAGUGGUAGUGGGGAGCCAUCAGCCUCUGGAGAGCCAUCUGGUGUUCCAGAUCUGGGAAUUCCACAUGUGAGUGGCAGUGGGGAACCAUCAGCCUCUGGAGAGCCAUCUGGUAUUCCAGAUGUUGACAUUUUGGAUGUGAGUGGCAGUGGGGAGCCAUUGACUUCUGGAGAACCAGUCACUGUUCCAGGUUUUGGAAUUCCAGAUGUGAGUGGCAGUGGAGAACCAUCAGCUUCUGGAGAGCCAUCUGGUGUUCCAGAUGUGAGUGGAGACUUCAUUGGUAGUGGAGAAGCUUCAGGAGGGUUUGAAACAAGUGGACAGCCCUCUGGUGGCCUGGAUUUCAGUGGCCUUUCAUCUGGAGUUGCCUCUGGUCUACCUGGGGAGAGAGGGUUAUCUUCAGGGGAAACAGAUGUAAGUGGCUGGUCAAGCACUACUGAAGUUAGUGGACUGCCUUCAGGAGAUGAUUUAAUUGGAUCUGCUUCUGAACACUUUGACCUCGGAGAACUGCCUUCUGGAUCUUUAGGGAGUGGCCAAACUCCAGAAACAAGUGGCUUGCCAUCUGGAUUUAGUGGUGAGCACUCUGGGGUAGACUUUGGAAGUGGCCUAUCAUCUGGACUACCCGAUUUGAGUGGAUUUCCAUCUGGUUUCCCAACUGUUUCUCUUGUUGAUACUACAUUGGUGGAAGUAGUCACAACUACCACUGCAAGCCAGUUGGAAGGGAAGGGAACCAUUGGAAUUAGCGGUCAAGGAGAAAUAUCUGGGCUGCCAUCUGGAGAGUGGGACAUUAGUGGGGGAACUAGUGGACUACCUUCAGGAACUGAACUCAGUGGACAGGCAUCAGGAUUGCCUGAUAGCAGUGGGGAAACAUCUGGAAUAUUUGGAAUAAGCGGACAGGCAUCUGGAAUUCCUGAAGCUAGUGGAGAAACAUCUGGACUGUUUGAUGUCAGUGGGUAUGCAUCUGGAAUUCCUGAGGCCAGAGGAGAAACAUCUGGAAUAUUUGGAAUCAGUGGGCAAGCAUCUGGUUUUCCUGAUGCCAGUGGAGAGACAUCAGGGAAUUUUUACUUAACUGAGAAGCCAUCUGAAGUACCCUAUUUCAGUGGUCAACCCUCUGGAUUACCUGAUGCCAGUGGAGAAACAUCUGGAGUCCGUGAAAUCAGUGGAGAGCCUUCUGGUGUACUGGAUAUCAGUGGAGAAACAUCUGGGGUCCGAUUUCACAGUGGACAACCAUUUGAAGUAACUGACCUUAGUGGGGCAACAUCUGGAGUAUUUGAUAUCAGUGGACAACCAUCUGGAGUGCCUGGAUUUAGUGGUGAAACAUCUGGAAUCUCUGAUCUGAGCGGGGUGGGUGAUCUCAGUGGCUUGGUUUCUGGAACUAUAAGUGGCAGUGGCGAAUCUCCCAAUGUCACAUUUGUUGAUACUAGUUUUGUUGAAGUGGCCCCAACUGCCUUCAGAGAAAAAGAAGAAGGCUUAGGUUCUACGGAAGUAAGCGGCUUUCCUUCUGGGGAGACAGAUAUAUCAGGUAGCUUCUCUGGAACUGUGGACAUAAGUGGGCAAUCUUCUGGAACCAUAGAAUCUAGUGGACUUGCUUCGAGUACUCCAGAAUUUAGUGGCCUGCCAAGUGGAUCGGUAGAGCUCAGUGGGGAAUCCUCAGGAGCAGGGAUUGGAAGUGGCCUACCAUCUGGAGAAUAUGACAGUAGUAGUAGUGGACUUUCAUCUGGUUUUCCCACAAUAUCUCUCAUGAAUAAAACUUUGGUUGAAUCUGCAACCGCAAUUCCAACAGCACAAGAGGCCGGAGAAGGGCCUUCUGGAGUCUUAGAAAUCAGUGGAACCUAUUCAGGAGAAACAGAAAUCUCUGGAGAAAUAUCCAGAACUCUGGACCUUAGUGGGUCACAGCCAGGACUGUUAGAGACCAGUGGGGAGUCAUAUAGCACACCAUCCUUUAGUGGUGAUUUUUCUGGGGUCCCUGAUAUAAGUGGAGAAUUAUCGGCAGUAACCAGCAGCAGUGGAGAGGCCUCGGGAUUCCCAGAAGUCACUUUGAUUACCACAGAUUUAAAGGAAGCAGUUCCCAAACCAACAGUUUCACAAGAACUCGGUCAAGGAUCUCUUGUGACACUCCCUCAUUUUGUUGAGUCCAGUGGAGAGUCCCCUAUUUCUGGUGAGUUCAGUGGGAUGUCAACAAUCCAUGAGACUGAGGUAGAGGCAUCAGCAGUCCCUGAAGUGAGUGGUGAAUUAUCAGCAUAUCCUGAGGCAUCUGCUGUCCCAGAUGUUAGUGGCACAACAUCAGCACUUUAUGAAAUUGACCAUGAAGUAUCUUCAUCAUUGAAUGGAAGUGGGGAAUCAUCUAUUUUCCAGGAAGUGACCAGUGAAUCGUCCUCCACACCUGAUGUGAGUGGAGACUCAUCUGCCUUUCACGAAAUCUCUGAGGAAACAUCUGCCACACAUGAUGUUAGUGGAGAGACUUCCAGCCCCCAAAAUGUGGACUUAGAAACAUCAUCUGCACCUCUGGCCAGUGGUGAAUUCCCUGUGAGUUUUGAAGACAGGACUGAAGUCAGUGGGGAAACUUCUGGAUCCCCAACUUUUUCUGUUCCAACUAUUUCAGGUGACACAUCUUUGCCAGAUGUAGUCAUUAGCACCAGUGUUCCAGAGACUGAAUUCAGACAUCAGACCCAAAGCCCUGAAGAGGCUCAAACAGAAAUUGAGUCCUCUAGUCCCUUAAUAUCAGGAGAAGAGACUGAAAGAGAUGAUGUUACUGAAACUGGAACAGAUCCCUCCCCCACAGACACUUCCAUUGCAUCCCAAGUUUCUCCAGAUGAAGAGGAAGAAUCAGAGUCCACCACUGAAGCCACCCCCAAGUCAUGUGCUGAGGAGCCAUGUGGAGCUGGGACCUGCCAGGAGAGGGAGGGAAGUGUCAUCUGCCUAUGCCCCCCUGGGUAUAUGGGCAAUCGCUGUGACAUAGACAUCGAUGAAUGCCACUCAAACCCCUGUCAGAAUGGAGCUACCUGCGUGGAUGGCAUCGACUCUUUCACAUGCUUAUGCCUUCCCAGCUACGGAGGGGACCUGUGUAAUAUCGACCAGGAGAUUUGCGAAGAGGGCUGGACAAAAUUCCAGGGACACUGUUACAGGCACUUUCCUGACCGGGAAACCUGGGUAGAUGCAGAAAGCCAGUGCCGGGAGCACCAAUCUCACCUGAGCAGCAUUGUCACGCCUGAAGAGCAGGAGUUUGUCAACAACAACGCCCAAGACUACCAAUGGAUUGGACUCAAUGACAGAACUAUCGAAGGUGAUUUCCGUUGGUCAGAUGGACACCCCUUGCAAUUUGAGAAUUGGAGACCCAACCAACCAGACAACUUCUUUGCCACUGGGGAAGAUUGCGUAGUGAUGAUCUGGCAUGAGAAGGGUGAAUGGAAUGAUGUCCCAUGCAACUAUCACCUGCCAUUCACAUGUAAAAAGGGCACAGUGGCUUGUGGAGACCCUCCUACAGUCGAACAUGCUAGAACCUUUGGACAGAAAAAGGACCGAUAUGAAAUUAACUCACUGGUCCGGUACCAGUGCAGCGAGGGCUUUGUCCAGCGCCAUGUACCUACAAUUCGAUGCCUACCUAGUGGACAAUGGGAAGAGCCACAGAUAGCCUGCAUAGACCCUACCACCUACAAGCGACGACUACAAAAGAGGAACUCUCAGCCCCAGCGGAGAAAUGUCCACAGCACAGCCCACUAGACAGUAAAUUCCCCCCAGAGAGCCAAAAAGGACAGAAUGAGCCGACAGACCUUACGGAACUGAAACUAUUUCAUGGAUUCAUUGUCAUCUUGUUGCUUUCUGUCAUAUAAGGAAUAACAUUAAAAAGGAAAAAAAACCCACAUCACGUAUAUACCCAUCCCCUAAAAAAAUCACCCCCAAAAUAUUUUGUUUUAUUUUAUUUUUGCAGAACACUAAAGCAAACAGAGUAGAUUCCAACCACA